Molecule: messenger RNA, 1065 nt
Organism: Calliphora vicina (urban bluebottle blowfly)
Lineage: Eukaryota; Metazoa; Arthropoda; Insecta; Diptera; Calliphoridae
Product: mitochondrial GTPase 1
Exons: 1
Coding region: 113-1051 (312 amino acids)
Biological process (GO): mitochondrial translation
Cellular component (GO): mitochondrion
Molecular function (GO): GTPase activity; GTP binding
Source: RefSeq, a predicted model, not a curated record
AGUUCAUCUGGCAGCCCUCGUAUAUACAAUCAUAACAAAUUAUUAUUUAAUAGUGUUCAUUGAAAGAAUUAAAUUAUUUGCAAAUUAUCAAUUAAAAUUGUAUUUCAUUACAAUGAGCUUUAGACAAAGUUAUAAAUUAGUCACAAAACAAGCCAUACGAUGGUUCCCUGGACAUAUGGGUAAAGGCUUAAAGCAAAUGCAACAGAAAUUAAAGUCGGUGGAUUGCAUUUUGGAAGUACAUGAUGCACGUAUACCGUUUUCCGGUCGAAAUCCGGAAUUCCAGCAAACAAUAGCGGGCGGAGUAAAACCUCACAUACUAGUUCUAAAUAAGAAAGAUUUAAUAUCAUCCAGAGAUCAAAAGUAUAUAACCAGGGCUCUACAGCAACAAGAGCGUUUGGAACAUAUUGUAUUCACAAACUGCAAAGAUCAACAAUGUACUGGAAUGCGAAAAUUAAUGCCUUUAGCUAAUGAACUGAUCUCGAAUUCCGGACGAUAUAACAGAGAAGGUGAGAAAGAUUAUUGUGUGAUGAUCAUUGGCGUACCGAAUGUGGGCAAAAGUUCUCUACUAAAUGUUCUUCGAAAUCGUCACCUAAAGAAAAAAGGAGUAGCCCAAGUAGGUGGUAUAGCAGGUGUCACUCGCUCAGUAAUGGAAAAAAUCAAAAUAAGUGAAGACCCUUUAAUGUACAUGAUAGAUACGCCUGGAAUUUUGGAACCCCGCAUUAGCAGUGACGAAAUGGGUAUGAAAUUGGCAUUAGUUGGAUGUCUGCCGGAUCAUUUGGUUGGAGAGGAUCUAAUAGCGGAUUAUCUACUAUUUUGGCUGAAUCGUCAUGAACGCUUUGAGUAUGUUUCACUGAUGGGUUUAGAAAAUCCUACAGACAACAUAUCUGAAGUUCUAGUAGCAUGGGCAAAUAAAAUGGGUAUACAAAGGAAAGUUAAAAGAAGUGAUGGACAAAUAUUAGUUAUGCCCGAUAUCUUGAACUCUGCCAGACAUUUUAUUAAGCUUUUUAGGACAAAAGCAUUAGGUGCCUGCAAUUUAGAUAAAGAAAUAUAGUAAAUCAAAAAAUA